Molecule: messenger RNA, 1483 nt
Organism: Poecilia reticulata (guppy)
Lineage: Eukaryota; Metazoa; Chordata; Actinopteri; Cyprinodontiformes; Poeciliidae
Gene: yif1a
Product: Yip1 interacting factor homolog A (S. cerevisiae)
Biological process (GO): endoplasmic reticulum to Golgi vesicle-mediated transport
Cellular component (GO): Golgi membrane; COPII-coated ER to Golgi transport vesicle; endoplasmic reticulum membrane
Source: RefSeq, a predicted model, not a curated record
CGCGAAAUAAAAAAAAGCGAAUGAAUGUGACGUUAAUAUUAGCUUGUCUGUUAGCAUCAACUUUCAGCAAGAACAAGUUCGGAGCAACACAGAAAAUUAACAAUAUAUGCAUAAAAAAUAAGCUAACGUCUCCUGGAGUCAUGGAUCUGCCUCAUCAAGGCUACAGAGCAACGAAACCGAGAGCGCGUGCAGCGCCCUCUGCAGGAGACUCGGUGUUGUUUGACGACACCAGCUCAGCGGCGCCUGGAAUGAACAGCCAGGGCUUCUACACUCCCGCCUACAACAUGGCGGGACCCUCGAACGACAUGCAGGGAGGACCGGGGGUCAACAACCUGUUCGCCGACCCGAUGGCCAGCGCCGCCAUGAUGUACGGCUCGUCUUUAGCCAAUCAGGGGAAAGACAUGGUGAACAAGGAGAUUAACAGGUUCAUGUCUGUGAACAAGCUGAAGUAUUUCUUCGCAGUGGACACCAGAUACGUCCUGAAGAAACUCAUGAUCCUCAUGUUCCCCUACACACAUCAGGACUGGGAGGUCCGGUACCAUCGCGACACUCCGCUCACGCCAAGGCAAGACGUAAAUGCGCCUGAUCUUUACAUACCCACUAUGGCUUUCAUUACUUACAUCUUACUGGCUGGAAUGGCUCUUGGUAUUCAAAAACGGUUCAGUCCGGAGGUUCUGGGACUCUGUGCCAGCACCGCCCUGGUUUGGAUCAUCAUCGAGGUUCUGGUCAUGUUGCUGAGUUUGUAUCUGCUGACCGUACACAGCGACCUUUCAACCUUUGACCUCAUCGCCUACAGUGGAUACAAAUAUGUUGGAAUGAUCUUCACGGUGCUGUGCGGCUUAAUGUUCGGCAGCGACGGUUAUUAUGUUGCCCUCGCCUGGUCCUCUUGUGCCCUGAUGUUCUUCAUUGUUCGAUCUCUGAAAAUGAAGAUCCUGCCCUCCAUCUCCUCGGAUUCGAUGGGAAUGGGAUCGAACUCCAAGCCUCAGCUCCGCCUCUACAUCACUGUGGCAACCGCCGUCUUCCAGCCAAUCAUUAUCUACUGGUUAACGUCUCACUUAGUCAGGUGACCGUGAGGUUAGAAGGUUAAGACUGUUUGUGCUCUCGCCCUUUUACUGUUUUUGUUGACAAACGGAGAACAUUUGUUUGGUGUUGAGCUGCAGCGUAUUUACGAAGCUUUUCCGCUUCAUCGAAACGAGCAGAAUGUGUGAAACGAAGCACCUCUCUGUCUGCUGCGUGGUUGUAAAGUAACGCUGGUAAAUUAUUGUUUUUUUAAACACCUAACUAAAAGGGCUUCAAGGUUUUAACAUCAGAUCUGAUUCUGUGCAGAUUAGUGUUCAUGUCAUGUCUCUGGACAUGUUUCUCAGUGUUUAAACCAAAUGGUACGCCCAGCUCCUAUUUUCUUUUUAUUUAUCUACAUUUGACAAAGCAUGAUAAAGUUUGGAUUUUGUGUGAUGGAAAAAAUAAACAAAUGUAUAGCUUUGUG